AUGGCCGCCAUCGCCAUCCCCGCCGGCGCCGCCCAGGCGUUCGCCCAGGACGAGUCGACCUCGUCGUUCUACCCUCUCUCGUGCUCGCCGCUCUCGCGCAGCCCUUUCCUCGCCCAGCUCUCGCUCUCGCCCAACUCGGCACCCAAGUACUCGUCCGUCGUCCCCUCGGCGAACCAGUUCGCCCAAGUCCGCCGCAAGUCGUCAGUCUCGGCGCACGCUCGCCCCGUCAUCCGUCCUCCGACACAGGCCGUCCCGCGCGAGGCUCCGCUGCCCGCAAUCCACUCGGGCGCGAUCAUCGACAACUUCCGCGCCGCGCUCGACACGAUCGACAUGGACGACUGCGAGGCGCACGGCGAGAACGCCUUCUUCGUCGCCGACCUCGCCGAGGUGUACCGCCAGCACGUCCGGUGGAUGCGCGAGUUGGGACACCGCGUUCAGCCUUUCUUCGCCGUCAAGUCGAACCCGGACCCUUACGUCCUUCACCUCAUGGCUGCGCUCGGGAUGGGCUUUGACUGCGCCAGUCAGCCCGAGAUCUCGGCUGUCUUGGGCUUGCCUGGACCCGUCUCGCCAUCGCGCAUCAUCUACGCCAACCCGUGCAAGGCCGCGUCGUUCAUCCGCAACGCGGCCAAGUGCGGAGUCGACACCAUGACGUUCGACAAUGCCGACGAGCUCGCCAAAGUCAAGAAGUACCACCCGAACGCACGUAUGGUCCUCCGCAUCCUCACCGACGACUCGAGCUCGCUCUGCCGCCUCGGUCUCAAGUUCGGCGCGCCCUUGAGCGAAGUCCGUGGAUUGCUCAAGCGCGCCAAGCAGCUCGACGUCAACGUCGUCGGGAUCUCGUUCCACUGCGGAAGCGGCUGCAAGGACCCGUCGCUCUUUGGCGACGCGAUCCGCCGCGCGCGCUGGGCGUUCGAUGUCGGCGCCGAAGAAGGGUUCGACUUUGACCUGCUCGACAUCGGAGGAGGGUUCGAGGACGACAACUUUGAGCAGAUCGCUGCUGUCCUCCGCGAGGCGAUCGACGCGCACUUCCCGCUCGACGCGCAGGGGAAGGGCGUCAAGGUCAUCGCCGAGCCGGGGAGGUAUUACGUCUGCCGCGCGUUCGAGCUCGCGACCAACAUCAUCGCGAGGAGGGCCGCGCGCGAGGGGACCAACGACGAUGCGUCGAUGCUCGAGCUCGCGGGCGUCGAUGACGAGGAGGCCAAGCCGGUCACGAUGUACUACAUCAACGACGGUGUCUAUUCGUCCUUCAACUCGACCAUGUUCGACCACCAAGUCGUUCACCCGCACGUCCUCACCCUCGCCGGCGACUUCCACGACGGUCCUGUCCUCUCCCAGGACGCGGACUUCGAGGAAUGCUCGAUCUGGGGCCCGACAUGCGACUCGAUCGACUGCGUCCAGCCCAAGGCCGUCUUGCCGACCAACUUGAUCGAGGUGGGAGACUGGUUGAGGUGGGACAACAUGGGCGCUUACACGAUCUGCGCUGCGAGCCAGUUCAACGGGUUCAGGAGGUCGGACGUCAGGUACACCAUCGACGCCAAGGGCGAGCCCGGACUCGAGGCCAAGAUUCGCGCUCUCCUCGACGCUUGA
Molecule: messenger RNA, 1587 nt
Organism: Rhodotorula toruloides NP11
Lineage: Eukaryota; Fungi; Basidiomycota; Microbotryomycetes; Sporidiobolales; Sporidiobolaceae
Product: ornithine decarboxylase
Exons: 2
Coding region: 1-1587 (528 amino acids)
Cellular component (GO): cytoplasm
Molecular function (GO): ornithine decarboxylase activity
Source: RefSeq, a predicted model, not a curated record